GACAGGGACACGCCGACGACCUAGCUCACAAGCACACAGCUGGCGGCAGCUACUUAUUGGCGGCCAUUGCCUUUGUUGCGCCAGCAGACCUCGCCGUUGCCUCUCCCCAAUCACCUUCCAAUGGAUCUUCGUCAGGCCGUGGCACAUCCCCGUCGGCGGCGGCAAAAGAUGAAGAUCUCUGUGAAGACCCUCACUGGAAAAACAAUUGUCAUCGAGGUGGCGUCCUCUGACACGAGUGACAACAUCAAGGACAAAAUUCAGGAGAAGGAGGGCAUUCCCCCAGACCAGCAACGACUUAUCUUUAAUGGAAGACACCUUGAUGCUGAGUGGACAGUUUCAGAUUACAAUAUUCAGGAGCAGUCCACCCUGCACCUUGUCCUGCGCCUUGGUGGUCCUUGUACCGUUUGUUGUUAUAGAUAUAUUAAUGUGCAGAUGCUCGCUGGCAAGACCGUCAGCAUCGAGGUAGAUCCAACGGACACGGUUGACACUAUCAGGGAAAAGAUUUGUGCUCCCCAGAGGCUCUUCUUUGCUGGCAAGCAGCUUGAGGAUGGACGGACAAUUGCAGACUACGAAUUUGGGAACAAUAUCAGUCUGCACCUCGACUUUGGCAUGCAGAUUUUCGUGAAGACUGCCAUUGGUAAGACCACCACUCUCCUGGUAGAGCCGUCUGACACGAUCGACAGCAUUAAGGAGAAGAUUCAGGGCAAGCAAAGGAUCAUCUUCGAUGGGAAACAGCUAGAUGGUCAGGGCACCCUUACUGAUUACAACAUUAAGAGAGGCUCCACCCUAUACCUUCGUCCCAGCAAGAAUGGUGACAUGCAGAUUCUUGUGAAGACACAAACCAGCGAAACCAUCAGGCUCAUGUUUAAACUUUCUGACACUAUUGGUGAUGUGAAGGCAAAGAUUCAGGAGAAGCAAAGGAUCAUGUUUGAGGGCAGGAAGCUAGAUGAUGGGCGGUCUACCCUUGCCGAUUAUGAUAUCCAGGAAGAGUCCAUCUUGCACCUUGACUUUGGCAUGGAGAUAUUUGUGAAGACACCCACGGGCAAGACCAUCACUCUUAACGUGGAUCCAUCUGACACAGUUGACAGCGUUAAGGAAAAGAUUCAUGGAAAUCAGAUUCUCCUCUUUGGUGGCAAGGAGCUUGAAAGUGGACAGACACUUGAGGAUUAUGAUAUCCAGGGAGGGUCAACAUUGCAUGUUGAGGAUUGUCUUACUGAAGGAUGAGUCCAUUGGUACCACUAGCAAUGUGAAGGCUACGAUCCUGAUAAAGACAUAAGGUGGCUAUUCCCUCAUAGUUCGUGUUGCACCUGUCCUUGUUUUGUCUGGGAAUAUACCCAGAACUAAUGUGUCAUCCUGGGCCAACUAUCCCUCUAUUAACUUUGUGCUUCUUUGUUGGAUUGCAUCUUUAUCAUAUUAAUUGAACUGGAAGGAGUAUUAGCUUUGAAUGCCCGGGUCGGGUCCGUGUAUGCCAACUUGGAUUCUCUAUGCUUGUAACUAUAAAGUCAGCAUCUCUCCUGCACGGUGCAUGACGCCUUCUCGUCUCCACGACAUUGACACUUUUUUUAGAUCAUGUCAAAAAGUUUCUUUAGGCCUUAAUGUAUCAACCCUUAUAAAGCGUAACAAUGAAAUUGUGUCUAGAAAGCAUUUUGGUUGUUGCACUACUAGAGAAAACCUUACUAGUGGUGCUCGUUUUUUACAUACCUGCUAGGGCGCUACAACUAUUAUUUAAUAGUAGCGCGUUUCUAAACAAGCGCUGCAGCUAAAAUACUUAGUAGUAGUGCCUCUUUCUCUACCAACGCUACUACUAUCAUCACGUAGUAGUAGCGCCCUAUUUUCUUCCCACACUACAACUAGGUAAAUAGAAAUAAA
Messenger RNA from Aegilops tauschii subsp. strangulata, 1869 nucleotides. RefSeq names its product polyubiquitin-like. The record is from RefSeq and is a predicted model, not a curated record. Lineage: Eukaryota; Viridiplantae; Streptophyta; Magnoliopsida; Poales; Poaceae. Gene Ontology annotation, molecular function: protein binding.